AUGGCGCCGCAGGCGGGCUUCUCGUUCAACGCGUGGGUGCGAAACGACUCUCCGUCGGUCUCGCCUGGUGGAUCGUGGACGCCCGUCUUGGGACGCCGCCGCAAGAAGGAGCCCUACACUUUCUGUAAGUGCGGUCAUUGGACUUACGAUCGUCUUCUACGCAAGCGUGGCCAUUGUGUUGGCUGCAUGGCCGAGUUGGUGCCAGCCAGUGACUCCGCAAAGACUGGUGAGGCCCACAGUGCGUGGGGGGGAGGCGGCGUGUCCAAGCCCUCUGGGCUUGCCGCGCCCCAGCUCGCCUUCAUGCAGAAGCUUGCCUCCGACCUCCCGCCUGAUAAGGCGGCGGAGGGGAAGCAGCGGGCGACCGCCAACAGGCUCCAGCAGGCACUUCAGAAUCAGGUUCGUAUCCAGAAGAUGCUCGCGGAGGCCGAGCGGAAGGUGGAUGACGCAUUGCUGGAGGACAUCAAGGCCAAGCAGGAGGUUGAAGAAGCUGCGCGCCGGUUGGCGCAGCGUGUCCUUCCCCCUGAGGAGCCUUCGGCGAAGGAGUCGGUUGUCCACAUCGAGGCGCUCCUGACUGACCCUUCGUCGCUGUCCCUUGACCUGGGAGAGGAGCCCGACCUGUCGGGGGAUCUGUACUCUGAUGAGGAGCGCAAGCAGUUGGCUGAAUUCUCCAAGGGGUGUGCUGAACGUGCUCGAGUACUGCUCAGUACCGCCUUCUCCCAGGCUCGGGAUGAGGCUCAGAAGAUCAAGAAGGAGCGGUCGGAGAGGUUCGAGCAGCUCAAGAAGAAGAGGAUUGCGCGGGCCGCGGUGCGGCAGGAGCUCGAGGAGGCCGCCAGAAAGGGCGCUGUGGGGGCCAAGGGCAACGGCAUGCAGGAGUCUUAG
This is a messenger RNA of Prorocentrum cordatum, 879 nucleotides long. The record is from the annotation of a GenBank genome assembly. NCBI's taxonomy places the organism in Eukaryota, Dinophyceae, Prorocentrales, Prorocentraceae.